UAUUAACACAUAGUCACAUACAAAUACAACUUAAUCACUUAUAAAUGUAGCCAAUUCACACAUCAUCGCGACAGAAAACUCGAAAGACUAGAGGAGAAGCCAUGCCGCGUUUAAUUUCUGCGGCGUUGGUCCUCCGCCGCGACCCACGACUUCUCAAGCUCCCACCAUAUAUCUCGCUCUUAUGCAUCAUCGUCGGUGUCGUAUGGCUCCUAGUCCUUCCCCUCGACCAGUACUCGCGCCGAACCUACAUCAGCGAGAACGCCCUGCUACCAGGUCAGGUUCAUACCUAUUUCGGCGGAAGCGACCAGAACGUGUUCCGCGCCUAUAGACACGAAGUAGAUGCGCUAUACACGGCAAACAAAACUAACAUCGAGGUCAAUGACGAGCUUGAGCAGAUUUUCAAGGGUGUCGGACUUAAAGUCGGCAGGCAAAAUUACACAUACAGCUCCGGAGGGAAUACGUACGGCGGCGAGAACGUCUAUGCGAUCCUCCAAGCACCGAGAGGCGACGCGACAGAGGCAAUUGUCCUAGUCGCCGCCUGGAAGAAUGUGAAGGAGGAGUUCAAUCGCAAUGGUCUGGCACUGGCGCUUGCUCUGACCAGGUACUUUAGACGCUGGUCGUUAUGGUCUAAGGACAUCAUUCUUGUUGUGCCGCCCGACAGUAGAGCCGGACCCCAGGCCUGGGUCGAUGCAUACCACGAUGCCCAUGACCCGACAAGUGUCGCUUCGCUGCCUAUCAAGUCCGGCGCUCUGCAGGGCGCCAUCGCGCUCGAUUAUGCGCAAGAAAGUCGCUUUGAGUCGGUGCAUAUCGUGUAUGAUGGUGUCAACGGGCAGUUGCCGAACCUGGAUCUAAUCAACUCGGUCGUUAAUAUUGCGAGUGGUCAGAUGGGCAUGGAGUCCUCGUUGCAGGGCAUGUGGAAACACAAUCAGAAGUACGAUGAUAACCUAAAGACAGUACUAAGAGGGAUGUUGCGGCAGGCGCUGGGACAUGCAUCUGGCCCCCAUAGCUCGUUCAUCCCGUACCAUGUCGACGCUAUAACGCUACAUCCGGUAGGGAACGGGUGGCAUGAUGAGAUGGGGUUAGGACGGCUAGUCGAGGGCAUGUUUCGGAGUCUGAAUAAUCUGUUGGAGAAGCUACACCAGAGCUUCUUCUUCUAUUUGCUCAUUCAUAAGCACCGGUUUGUGAGCAUCGGCACGUAUCUCCCCAGUGCAAUGCUGAUCGCGGCCAAUUUUACUAUUAUGGCUAUUGCGUUGUGGGUUAGGAGCGGAUAUGUUGAGAAGACUGAGAAGAAAAAAGAAAUCAACGAGAAAUCCGAGACGGAUGGGAAGACAAAGGGCGGCGAGGUGGUGAAGGGGAAGGAGGCAGCACCAGUCUCGAAGACAGCCGAACGAGAAACUGUCGAACGAGAGACUCUACUUCCGCUUACUCUUGUUGCGGGCUGCCAGUUCAUAGGAGUCAUUCCGCUCUUCGUUUUCAACCAGACACCAUCCAGCCUCCUCACUCCAAUCUUUGUCUUAUUCGCCUUAUUCAACGUUGCUCUCCCCCACCUCGCCUCCUACUUCAUCACAAAUAGCACCAGCAAGCCACCCACGACGCAGCAGUACCAGCUCAUCAAAUCCUUCUCCCUCCUCCUCCUAGGCAUGUUCCUCUCUUCCCUCGCCACCCUCAACUUUUCCUUGGCCUUCUUGAUCGGGCUACUAUCUUCCCCGUUAUCGUUCACCCGCCCUUGGCCCGGCAGCCCCGUGGCUCGGUACGCACAGGUUUUACUUUUACAUGUGCUAAGCCCGCCUGCGGUGUUACUGGUCGGGAGUGCAGUCGCAGGUGUGGGUGUGAGCAAUGUACUAGAGGAGGCCGCGUUCGGAUGGCAUGUUUGGGGCCUGUAUACCCCGCUCGUCAUCUGGUGCGUCUGGUGGCCCGCGUGGAUUGUCGGGUGCCUUGUUGUGCUGGGACAACCGGGAGAGGGAAUAGGAGGAAAGGAAAAAAAGGCAUAGGCAUAGCUUGAUUUGAUUUUAUGGGGAGUAUGAUGGAGGUCAUUAGCAUAGUUACAUAUAGCGUAUAGGUUAUGUCACGUCUACCAGAGUUGGUAGAGAGCGUCGAGGUUAGGCAGACAAGGACUAGAAGCGAAGGCAAAGGCAAAGGGGGUAUUGUCCUAACAAUCAAGAGUUAAAACUUUUGGUGCUAGAAAUUUUUAGAAGGCCAGUCGUGGCGAAGAAUUAAGAUACCAUUACCUUUUUUGAAGUUUUCAUUUUCAUCACAAAAUUGAAGUUGAC
Molecule: messenger RNA, 2270 nt
Organism: Annulohypoxylon maeteangense
Lineage: Eukaryota; Fungi; Ascomycota; Sordariomycetes; Xylariales; Hypoxylaceae
Product: GPI transamidase component GAA1
Exons: 3
Coding region: 102-1991 (629 amino acids)
Biological process (GO): attachment of GPI anchor to protein
Cellular component (GO): membrane; GPI-anchor transamidase complex
Source: RefSeq, a predicted model, not a curated record